Molecule: messenger RNA, 1234 nt
Organism: Salmo salar (Atlantic salmon)
Lineage: Eukaryota; Metazoa; Chordata; Actinopteri; Salmoniformes; Salmonidae
Gene: kcne4
Product: potassium voltage-gated channel, Isk-related family, member 4
Biological process (GO): ventricular cardiac muscle cell action potential; regulation of heart rate by cardiac conduction; regulation of ventricular cardiac muscle cell membrane repolarization
Cellular component (GO): voltage-gated potassium channel complex; membrane
Molecular function (GO): voltage-gated potassium channel activity involved in ventricular cardiac muscle cell action potential repolarization; delayed rectifier potassium channel activity; potassium channel regulator activity
Source: RefSeq, marked provisional
AAAUUCAAUAGGCGCACACUCCCACGAAGCCACGGAUCACACGGGUUCACAUGUUCCACAGUUCUGUUGCUCGGAAACUUUUCAUUCCACCUCAUAAACUCCACGGAGGAUGGAGAAGUCACACAACUUCACAACGCCCCAAGUUCUUCCCCUGCAGAGGGCUAAUGAUGCUUCCCAAACGGACAAAAGCUAUGGCAACGCAUACGUGUACAUUUUCAUAGUAAUCUCCUUCUAUGGAGUCUUCCUCGUUGGUAUAAUGCUGGGCUAUGUUCGCUCCAAAAGGCGGGAGAAGAGAAGGUCGAACGUUUUUACGCGCCUGGUGCACGAGGAGGAGCAGCGGGAAUGGGGCGCGCUGAAAAAGAAGCACAGCAUCACUAUGACCUCCUUCCAGGUAUCGCUUCCCUUCUCCGCGGGGAGCCAGGAUGUCAAUGAAGGAAGAGUCCUGAGCUCCCCUCUGGCCUGCGCCCUGUUCUCCAUUGAACAAACCAGUGUCAGUUCACUGUGCUCCUCCGCCGACGCGCGCUUUGCCAUAGAGGAGGAGUCGGACAGCGGGACCGCGGAGGGACCGGACGAGACCCUGAAGGGCAGUUCUACUGACAACAGCGACGACUCCGCCGAGAUACAGAUACUCGGAGAGGAACUGUGACGCUCAGAACAGAUGAUGAGAGGGGAAAUAAACGCAAAAAACUGUAGACUUUCCAUCCCUCUACGUCAUAUAGGAAAUACGUGGAGAAAUUAAAGACUGGUAAAGUUUAGCUUGACAUAUGGAACAAUUGCUCUCUAACCAUCCGGUUCUGAGCAUUGAAACGUACCUGGAACCCACUUGAAAUAUAUUUUCUGUAACGAAAUCCUCUUAAGAUGUAGCCUAAUGAUUUCACUGUGCAGUGUUCAUAAUGUCUAUGUAGGUUUACUUGGGGUUGUUGUGUAAAUUGAAGAGAAGAAAAAAAAACAGUUGAAAAAAAGAAUGAUCUGUUUAAGAGAUUUAAGAGAUAUGGUUCUUCUUGACUCUUCUUGGGAAAAACAUUUUUUCUAAUUUUGAAAAAACUUUGUUGCAAUAUCUAGUUUUCUCCAAAAGGGGGCAGUGCUGCAGUAGUUUUCCACCACCUGUUGCUGGGGCACACCAGUAAUUUCAAUAGAAUCAACAUAACAUGGGGUUUACCGACCUGUCCUUGCAUUGUCUUAUUUGUUCUGAAGUGUUGACAUACUAAUUUAUAAAAUAAGAAGCAAUUUUUUC